AUGGCCGAAUUAUUUGGACUCGUGGUCAAUAUUGCUACUGCGAUCGACCUCGCGGGGAAAUUAGCAAAUUUAGGAUAUGACUAUAUAGACGGGGCGAUGAAUGCAUCGAACCAUACUGAAAGACUAGUUGAAGAGCUCAACUCACUUGUUCACGUUCUACAGUCUCUUCAAACUGGGUUUAAAUUUAGAACUCGAUCACGCGCUUCUAUCCAAAGGAAUAGAAAAGCAUGUGAAGGAAAUCGAAAGGAUGCUAAGGAUACGAAAGACCUUGUCCGGGUCCAGACGGCAGCACUGGAUUCAUUUAUGUCCAAGAUGGAAAGUGAUCAACUCACAAAACAACGAAAUGAAAUUCUCCAGUGGCUCUACCCCGAAGACCCUCGUUUAAAGCACAUUGAGAUUAGCGGUCAAAGGCACGCCGGAACUGGGGAAUGGCUUUUUGAAAAACCCGAAUUCAAGAACUGGAUUAAAGAGUAA
This is a messenger RNA of Morchella sextelata, 474 nucleotides long. RefSeq lists its product as uncharacterized. NCBI's taxonomy places the organism in Eukaryota, Fungi, Ascomycota, Pezizomycetes, Pezizales, Morchellaceae. The transcript is spliced from 3 exons. The record is from RefSeq and is a predicted model, not a curated record. Bases 1 to 474 code for a protein of 157 amino acids.